Molecule: messenger RNA, 840 nt
Organism: Zygotorulaspora mrakii
Lineage: Eukaryota; Fungi; Ascomycota; Saccharomycetes; Saccharomycetales; Saccharomycetaceae
Gene: HAP2
Product: transcription activator HAP2
Exons: 1
Coding region: 1-840 (279 amino acids)
Biological process (GO): regulation of transcription by RNA polymerase II
Cellular component (GO): CCAAT-binding factor complex
Molecular function (GO): DNA-binding transcription factor activity, RNA polymerase II-specific; RNA polymerase II cis-regulatory region sequence-specific DNA binding
Source: RefSeq, a predicted model, not a curated record
AUGAACAGAAACGAGGAAAAUUAUCAUCCAAUAGACGCAGGGUUAGUCGGCUAUCCAACUGAUGAGCUACAGCUAACAAGUAUGCCAGGUCCCUUCAACGAGAGAGAUGCGAGGGAAAGGGCUUCGAAAGGUGAGCCUAAUCCAACAGAUAUAUACCUGUAUGAUCAUCCUCAGGAUGGUGAGCGGCAAGACACAGAAAAUGCUUCUAUAAGCCAUUACGAUGGAAAUAGAGAAGAUGAGCCAGCGGGGACGGAAAAUAAGCGACAAAAGACCCAAGAAGGCAAAAACAGUACUAGUAGUAGCCAACUACCUUUGGGCAGCUCGAGCGAGGUAGGGCUUACUUCAGAAAUUAAAAGCGGCAGAAAUUCAGCAAACAACAGCUAUAUUGAGAGCGUGGCUGAUUCACUGGCAUCAAUGGCGAACACGGAGCUGUCCAUAGAUCCAGUCGCGGGCGGGAGCACAAGCGAGGUGAAUGAAGUUGCAGAGCAGCCAUUCUACGUCAAUGCAAAACAAUAUUAUAGAAUUUUGAAAAGACGAUACGCGAGAGCCAAGCUAGAAGAGAAUUUGAGAAUUUCUCGAGAGAGAAAGCCAUACCUACAUGAGUCAAGACACAAGCAUGCAAUGCGGAGGCCUAGAGGUCAAGGAGGAAGAUUUUUGACCCUGGCAGAAAUUGAGGAGUUGAAAAACAAAGAGGGGUCGCAAUCCUCUACGCCUUCUGCUACUGAUACGCCAGGCGUUGGGAUAGAAGACGAAAAAAAGUAUGGUACCGAAACGAAAACAACAGCUCCAAUUCAACAAGAAAGCGAUAAGAAUAAACUUGCAUGCAUCAAGAAGAAAUGA